AUGGCUGAACACCGCAACAACAAAUGGAACAACCUCCUUGGAUCCCUCAACGAAGGCUCAAACGCGUGGACACGCUUCUACAGGCUAAACCGGGCCCUCAUACGAAAACCUCUACCUUCCCGCCCUCUCAAGGAUGCAUCGGGCAACACCAUCUUUGACCCCAAGUCAAAAGCCGAUCUGCUGGCCGACUCCUUGGAAACUCAAUUUCGGUCCCCUCUUGGAAACGUCAUCACAGACUCUUUGGUCCACGAUAAACUGACACAUCAGCGAACUAUUCCGUCCACCUCCACUUCGUUCUUCUCUCCUGCAGAAGUCUGGAACGUUAUCAAAUCGCUCCCCAGUCGUCGCGCCCCUGGGCCUGAUGGCAUCAGCAACUGUGCGCUCAAAAACUGUGGACGCAAAACCAUAACAUAUUUAUGUCCAAUAUUCAACUGGUGCAAACGACUCAACUACUUCCCACUGCCGUGGAAACAUGCCACAGUCAUCACUAUUCCGAAGCCUGGCAAGGACUUAUCCAACCCUGUCAACCAUCGUCCAAUUUCUCUGCUUAACACGAUGUCAAAAGUCCUGGAGAAACUUUUGCUCAUCAGACUCAAAACCCAUACCUCCUCCAAAAUUCGACCCGAUCAACAUGGCUUCAGAACUUCUCACAGCACAUCAACUCAACUUCUAAGAGUCAUCGACGGCAUCUCCCUAAAUCUCAACCUAAGAAAAAAGACCGCAGAAAUUCUCCUCGAUGUAGAAAAGGCAUUUGACAAGGUUUGGCAUGACGGCCUCAUCAGCAAACUGAUCGACCUCGCUGUGCCCAACGACCUCAUUGCCAUCAUCAGUUCUUUUCUCACUGACAGAAGCUUCCAUAUUAAAAUCGAAGGAAAAAACUCCACGACUCGCAGAAUUCUAGCAGGUGUGCCUCAAGGCUCAUGUCUUGCUCCACACCUGUUCUGCCUAUAUAUCAAUGACAUGCCAGCUCACCCUAAAUGCCGUACGGCACUCUUUGCGGAUGACACUCUUUUUUAUGCCACCAGCAAUUCCAACGACGCUGCCACCAAACUACUACAACUUCAGCUCAACAUCACUGAAAAAUGGUUUCACGACUGGCGCAUCACGGUUAACCCUCUCAAAACAUCAGCGAUAAUGUUCUCUCAUAGAUCCACUGCCACUUCCAUCCAGCCUAAACUCAAAAAUAUAAGCAUUGAGUGGUCACACUCAAUGAAGUAUCUUGGCGUCCACGUGGAUAAAAAACUAAACUUUUCAAAACACGUCACCACCGCUAUCAACAAGGCAAAAUCUGUUAAACACUCACUAUACCCUUUACUAUCCAGCCCUAGUCUCACCAUCAACACCAAAUGCUUUAUAUACAAAACCUACAUCCGCCCCAUAGCCACAUAUGCCUCUCACAUCUGGGCCUCCAAUCUAUCAGCCAGCAGCUGGUCAAAGCUCGAAAGGCUUCAAUCAACCUCUCUCCGCCAAAUAUCUGACCAACCGUGGUUCGUCAACAACAAGGCAAUCCGUCACUCCACUAACAUUCUACCCAUCAUGGACCAUAUAAAUCAACUCACCAACUCCGUCAAAACUCAAAUCAUCAACUCUCCACACAACCAUAUCUCUGAAAUCAGCACAAGAAGACCUACCUCCCAACUUUUCACAAAACGUCCAAUUAACUUCUAA
Molecule: messenger RNA, 1668 nt
Organism: Macrosiphum euphorbiae (potato aphid)
Lineage: Eukaryota; Metazoa; Arthropoda; Insecta; Hemiptera; Aphididae
Source: the annotation of a GenBank genome assembly